AUGAAGACGGCCAAACCUCCUGUGUCUGAGAACGGCGGCAGUAGUCGCAGAGCGCAGCCCCUCCGUCAGACGCGCAUGGUCAAUCGCGGCAACUCCUCGUCGUCGCUCAUCGCAAAUGCUCCAGCACAGCCCAUCGACAUUUUCCCCGGCCUCAACCACUUUACCGAUGCCAUCAGCGCCCUUCCCAAGGAGAUAGUCCGUCACUUCACCCUUUUGAAAGAGGUCGACGCCAAAAUCUUCAACAACGAGGACAAGCUCUUCGAUAACAUCCGCCGUGCUCUCGACACCCCGCCUCCGGUCGACCCAUUCCCGUCCUCCAAUGAUGCGCACAAUAAUCACAUUCCCACGUCGGCGCCCAUGAGCGCUCAGAACAGCAGCAGCGGAGUGCCACCCUAUGCGUCCGCCUCCACGAUACCUUCUGCCACUAGCCCUCUCAAUCCCGCGAGCGAGGCGCGCCGUCGGAUAUUCAAAGAAACAAACCUCAAGGUUCAAGAGAUGAUGGUGGCUUUGGAGGAGAAAAACCACGUUCUUUUGACUGCCAAUGAUGCCCUCGAAAAGCAAAUGAAACGAAUUGAAUCCGUGUGGCCAAAUCUCGAGAGCGAAUUCAGCGAGGAGGCCAAAUGGGGCAGCGCUAACCAUUGGGCCUACGACGAUGUUCGAAAAGCACAACAGCAGGCCAAGUCCAAUGACAAGGCUGAGCGAUCACGCCGGGAAGGGGCUGCUGCUCUGUCAGCUGCUGCCCAACAUGUGAACGCUGAGGAGGCGGCGGCUCGGAGCAACGACCGAAAACAAGCAGUCGCCGCCAAGAAGAACGCGAAGGGACAAGCAGGUGAAGGCGAUGCGGACAAGACGAGUGAGCCAGCCAAGAAGACACAGGGGCCCAAAUCUCGCAAAGCGCCUGCGGAGGCGGCGACUCCUGUCGGCCUCGGUAUCACCACGGGCGCGCCGGCUGGCUCUGCUCCGGCCAAAAGACGCAAAGUUGAGACUGCUAAGGCAAACGGGGGAGCUCCUAUGGAGCGCGCCAUGAGCUCGGUGUUUGGUAAUAGCACCGUGAAGCCAAAGACGACCAGCCCCCGAGAGACUCCCGUGCCUGAAAGCGGUCCUAAGAAGCGCAAGGCGCUCCCAACAUCGAGUGGGCAGGCAAAGAAAAGAACGAAUAAUGCUGCCGCUAUGUCCCCGUCCAUGGCCUCGUCGCCUGUCAUCGCAGCAUUCCCUGAUACAAUGAAAGGCAGCCGAGCCUCACCGAUCCCGACAGCCAUUGUUCCUCCCAGGCCAGCGUCUUCUCGUGCCCGUCAGAACUCUACACAACUAAAUCCCGAAGUUGUGAGGCAAAGAGCUGCUUCGGUAGCGUCCAAGCCAAAUGGAAAUGCUCGGGAUACGCCAAAUCUCAGCCAGUUUGGCGAAGGACCCAAAAUAGACAUGGAAACAAAAGUACAGAAGGAGACACCCAUACCUGCUCCUACCCCCAAGUUGGAGCCGCUAAGGACAGAGACCGAGAUUCCGCCACCAGUACUGGAACCCCUGCACAACGGCAAUAACAGAAAAGAAGCCAUCACAAAGGCACCGGUAAUAGCAGCGGCCACAGUAGCACCCUCCGAAGAGAAGCCUGAACUAAAGAAAGAAAAGGAGAAGGAAGUGGUAGCUUCGCCCGCCAUUCAGCCGACCCCUAUAAGUACUGUCAAGACCAAGAGCGGGCGCGCAAGCAAGCCUUCCACCCCGUCUCUAGGCACCUUUGCCGAGGCAACCUCGAUAGUCUCUGCAGCCCUAACAGAAAAGCAGACGGCGGCGUCCCGCUCCCGACCAUCUAGAAAUACCUCGGAAGCAGCGAGCGCAACAGAUAAGGACAAGAACAACGGGAGCAGCAUAUCCGCGAGCACAACGACGACCUCCAAGCGGAGCCAUAAGAAGGGUGCUUCCAUCUCUGCUGCAGCGGCAGCUCUUGCCCAGGCAUCAUCCGGUCCCAAUUCUGCCAAGGCUUCAUCCAACGGCAGCAGUAUCACAAGUGAAGACAACAUCAAAGGCAGCAGGGGAACUGCUCAACAUCAGCAACCUCCGCAGAGUACUCAAGAAGACGAUGAUGAGGACGAACCAGAUGGGGACGAGCCAAGGUACUGCAAGUGCAACGGCGUUAGUUAUGGCGAAAUGGUGGGCUGUGACGGGGUGGGCUGCCCGAGAGAGUGGUUUCAUCUAGAGUGCGUGGGGUUGAAAAUUGCACCCAAAGCCAAUGCAAAAUGGUAUUGCGACGAAUGCAAGGAGCGGUUGAAGAAGAGAUAAUCUUUUAGCUGAUACACCUGAAACUUAAGACGGCGGUAGAUAUAGUGCGGCGGCAAAUGCAUUGUAUGAUAUGGUAAUUUGGCAUGGCGAAAAGAACAAGUGGGAAUGUCCAAGUGGGACAGGGGUGGGUUGGUAGGAUAACUUGUGGUUUCUUUUCUUUCUACGACGGAUAUAUAAGCGAACCUAAUCGCGAGCGGCGUUUGAGGAGUUGACUCACUUCCUAUAUUAUUUUGGAAGAUGGGGUUAUAGAGCAUGAGGAUCGAAUGCAUCGAAGUUCCUGUGAACAUAACCAUCUUUCGUGUCUUUGUCUCGGGAUUUAUACAGGAAACUAAUCUUUUGCUCAGCAUGUGUCUACAUACUUUGCUAAGAUUCGCUACCUACAGUAAAGGACCAAUGUUUAAAGUGAAGCCGUACACCAGAAACAUGCUUGGUUACGAACCGGAUAUUAAACAAACCAUGAAUCAAGUUACAUUGUGAGGAGGAACCAGGCCGUAUACCUCCAAC
Podospora bellae-mahoneyi is the source of this 2778-nucleotide messenger RNA. RefSeq lists its product as uncharacterized. The transcript is spliced from 3 exons. Lineage: Eukaryota; Fungi; Ascomycota; Sordariomycetes; Sordariales; Podosporaceae. Gene Ontology annotation, cellular component: histone acetyltransferase complex; nucleus. Gene Ontology annotation, biological process: regulation of DNA-templated transcription. Gene Ontology annotation, molecular function: histone acetyltransferase activity. The record is from RefSeq and is a predicted model, not a curated record. Bases 1 to 2274 code for a protein of 757 amino acids.